AUGUCCGCUACAAGGGUGGCGCUGGACGUGCUCGGGCCCCGUUAUAAUGCAACUUUUAAUGUCAUGCCAGUGGUGGAGGUGGUGCCGUGCAAUAGCGAGGAUGCAGCAGUGGCAGCAGAGCGUCUAGACCUGAUGAACGUGGUGGGGGUGGUGGGACCAGCGUGCUCCGAGGCAGUCAAGGGAGCCAACUCCGUGCUACAGCCCAAAGGCAUCCCCUACGUGUCGUUUGCUGCUACUGCUGAUGUGUUCAACACCCCGGAUUACAACACUUUCUUCAGAACAGUCUUCGCUGACAAGCACCAGGCCAGGGAAAUCGCGGCGCUGAUCAGAUUCUUCCAGUUCAACGAAGUCCAUCUGUUCUACUCCAACGAGAUCUACGGCUCAGAUCUCGCCGCCAAGAUCCGUGCUGAGCUGGACGGCUCUCUCAUCCCCGUCAGCACCGUCCCCGUCAGCUACCCCGUGGACGAGUUUGCGCCGCUCUUUGCUGAUGUGGCGGUCGGGGAGAGGUCCAUCUGCGUGCUUGCCGCCCUGCCAGCUGUCGCCGAGGGGUUUUGGCGGGCGGCAGUGAGGGAGAACUUCACUAGCUACCCAUGGUGGUACCUGGGGACUGAUGGCGUGGCAGCUCUUGACUUCGUUGACCAAUCUGGGGAGAGGCUCGGAGGUAUGGCCCGGUCUCUGCAAGGGGAGAUGGCGGUCGGUCCGAACAUGCCCUUUGAGAGUCCCAACCUGCGUCCAUUCACGAGCCACUGGAAGAAGCAAGCCGCAGACGAUUACGUGGGGCUCAUCAAUGCGCCGACCACGCCAAGGCACGAAGACUCAAAGGAAGUUGCCUCAACCCCCAACCUGCGUCCCUUCACGAGCCACUGGAAGCAGCAAGCCGCAGACGAUUACGUCGGGCUCAUCAAUGCGCCGACCACGCCAAGGGUGAGAGCACGUGACCUGCUGCCUGCGCCCUGCUCUCUGGUGUGUUUUGAGUCAACUCAACUUAACCUGUAA
Closterium sp. Naga37s-1 is the source of this 996-nucleotide messenger RNA. The record is from the annotation of a GenBank genome assembly. Lineage: Eukaryota; Viridiplantae; Streptophyta; Zygnematophyceae; Desmidiales; Closteriaceae.